CUACAGAUGCAAGUGAUGCGUCUUGAACGCAAGCUGGCCAACUCAGAGGGACAGGUUGUGGAAUUGGCUAAUUUGAUCCGACAAACGAAGGACGAGAACAGCAUACUCCUCGCCAGUCUCGACGAUUCCACUCGACAAUUGGCCUUCUAUUCAAAUGCAUGGAGAGACAGUCUUCAAGAUAAAUUCUUUAUGGACGAGUUCGAUGACAUUAUCGGCGAACUCUUUACAGCAAAAUCCAAUAUGUGGAGGGUUCAGCAAACGCUUUGCGAUGCCUCCGUUGCCACCCAUCGUCUAACUGCCCUUGAUUCUGAUCUGCACACCCUUCGCACAGAGCGUGACACUGUUCUGAGCCAGCUAGCCAUUGCCGUCUCAUCUAUGGAGAUUUCCAAGGCCAACGAAGGAGCACUGACGAAACAGCUGCAGGCUUUGGAGUCAAAGAUACAGGAACUACAAACCUCUCAAGAGCAGGCUCUGAAGAAGGAGCGCGAGGCAAGUCAAAGAAUGGCUGUGUCAGUCCAGAAGCAUAAAAUGGCAGAAGAUGCCCUGCGCGCUGAAAUUGAGCAAUUAACAAGUGAGCUCACAGAUGCCGAGCGCUAUCAAGAGGCUUACCAGAGCCUGAUUGAGGAGGUUGAGGCACUGGCAGCUCGCAAUGAACUGGCUGAGGACGAGGCAGAACGUCUCAGUAAGUUCAAUGCAGAAAUUUUGGGGCAUAACAACCCCGCCCAGAGAGUCAUGUACCUAGACCGCAUUAGAAGGGAGCUCGCAGAAACUAAACAGGCACUCCUCACGGUUACCCUCGACCGCGAUGCUGUGAUUGCUCACGGCGACAGCCUUCAGCAUGAGCUCAACAUGUACAAAUCCAUCGCAGUCCCGUCAGAGUUCAAGCCUAGGACCACUAUCACUCGCGUCGGUCGUGUCCCUUUGGUGAAC
Molecule: messenger RNA, 930 nt
Organism: Heterobasidion irregulare TC 32-1
Lineage: Eukaryota; Fungi; Basidiomycota; Agaricomycetes; Russulales; Bondarzewiaceae
Exons: 4
Source: RefSeq, a predicted model, not a curated record